Penicillium mononematosum is the source of this 1605-nucleotide messenger RNA. RefSeq lists its product as uncharacterized. The record is from RefSeq and is a predicted model, not a curated record. Gene Ontology annotation, molecular function: transmembrane transporter activity. Gene Ontology annotation, cellular component: membrane. The transcript has 12 exons. Lineage: Eukaryota; Fungi; Ascomycota; Eurotiomycetes; Eurotiales; Aspergillaceae. Gene Ontology annotation, biological process: transmembrane transport. Bases 1 to 1605 code for a protein of 534 amino acids.
AUGAGCGACCCGGAAAUUAUAUCUGCCUCUGCGCCGGUCGGGAGUCUUGGGGAUCGGAAAAGAACCGAGGUUAUCAAGGUGCAGAAUGAGGACGAGCUGCGGUUGGCCCAGAUGGGGCAUAAACAGGAGUUGGAGCGACAUUUCUCGCUUUGGAGUUUGAUUGGACUGGCGGCGAAUUGUACUAUUUCAUGGACUGGUCUCGGCUUGGGCUUAAUAACUGCAAUUAAUGCAGGCGGUCCCGGCGCCCUGAUAUAUGGCUUCAUCCUCGUUUUCAUCCUUCAAUCUUUCGUCGGCGCUUCACUCGCAGAAUUUGUAUCCGCAUACCCCACGGAAGGAGGAAUGUACCAUUGGAUUGCCGCCAUUGCUCCGAAACGAUAUAACAGCUUGCUCAGCUUUGCCACUGGGUGGUGCACUGUAUUCGGAUGGAUCUUUACAACUGCAUCGACCAAUUUGAUUUAUGCCACGGCGGCCAUGGCCCUAAUUGCCCUUUACCAUGAUGGACUGGUAGUUCAGCCAUGGAUGACCUUCGUCGCAUAUCAGAUCCUCAAUAUCGUGACUGCAGGCGUGGUAAUGUUCGGCAAUCGGUUUAUUCCUAUAAUCAAUAAGUUUUCAUUGGUCUACCUGCAAUUGGCCUGGUUUAUUACCAUGGUUGUCGUGGCCGCCAAAGCCCCGGUUCAUAAUGACAGCAAGUUCGUGUUUCGCACCUGGAUCAAUAACACUGGCUGGGACAACAACGUUAUCUGCUUUAUCACCGGAUUAGUCAAUCCAAUGUACUCACUUGGAGGUUUGGAUGGGAUUUCGCACAUCACAGAAGAAAUGCCCAAUCCCGGGAGGAAUGCCCCUUUGGGUCUAGCUAUCACCCUGUCAAUUGCGUUCGUGACCGGCCUAUCAUAUCUGCUCAGCCUGAUGUUUUCAGUCCAAGACUAUGGCAGCUUGGCUGACACGCAUACUGGACUUCCUCUUGCCGAGCUCUUCUGGCAGACAACCUCUACGAGAGGUGGAGCCUUCGGGCUGGUGUUCAUGGUGUGGGUUGCCCUUGGGCCCUGCGUCAUCGGUUCGCAGCUGAGUACUGGGCGAGUAUUCUGGGCCUUUGCCCGUGACGAAGGUCUUCCUUUGUCGAAGAUAUGGGCUCGGGUCAACCCUAAGCUGGGCUCGCCAUUCAAUGCCCAACUCUGUGUUGCCGUGAUUGUCGGACUUCUUGGAUGUAUAUAUUUGGGAUCUAGCACGGCGUUCAAUGCAAUGAUGAGCUCUGCGGUGACAAUCAACAACUUUGCCUACCUUGUGCCCAUUCUGACAAAUGUCCUCUUAUUCCGUCGGACCAUGCACCGUGGCCCAUUCUUCAUGGGUCAGACGGUUGGAAUGAGUGUGAACAUCAUCGCUGUGGCGUGGCUGGUGUUCGCCAUUGUAUUCUUCUCGUUCCCAUAUCAGAUGCCUGUGACUGUAUCAAAUAUGAACUAUACCUGUGUUGUUGUAGGCGGAUUCUUGACCAUUGAGCUUGCUUGGUGGCUUUUUGCUGGAAAGAGAUAUUCUGCGACUGUACAGCGAGCCAGGGAAGAAGGAACCAGUGAGACAGUAGUUAUUGCUGAUGGGAAAUCCGAUGAGUGA